This is a messenger RNA of Monoraphidium neglectum, 762 nucleotides long. RefSeq lists its product as hypothetical. Gene Ontology annotation, biological process: transmembrane transport. The record is from RefSeq and is a predicted model, not a curated record. Gene Ontology annotation, cellular component: membrane. The transcript has 8 exons. Gene Ontology annotation, molecular function: ATP binding; ABC-type transporter activity. NCBI's taxonomy places the organism in Eukaryota, Viridiplantae, Chlorophyta, Chlorophyceae, Sphaeropleales, Selenastraceae. The coding region runs from base 1 to 762 and encodes 253 amino acids.
AUGUUUACGAUCAAGGGGGUUAGCACAUGGUUCUCAUUCAAGUACGCGGCCAUAUCGAUAGCCCAGCUGGUCUUCAUGUUCCUGUCGACGGUGAUGGCCUUCCAACAGGGCCUCCGCGCGGGGCGGCGCCUGCACGACGCAGUGCUGUCAUCCCUGCUGGCCGCCCCGCUGUCGUUCUAUCACACCACCCCCUCGGGCCGCAUCAUCAACAGGCUGACCAAGGACACCUCGGAGGUGGAUAAAAACCUGGCGGCCAACAUAUCAUUCGCAUUCAGGUCAAUGCUCCAGCUGGUGUCCACCCUGGCCCUCAUCGGCGCCGGCGCCCCCUUUGCGCUGCCGGCCCUGGUGGCGCUCAUGGUGGUGUUCUACCGGCUCUACCACGUCUACCAGGCCAGCAUGAUCCAGAUCAAGCGCCUGGACGCCACCUCCAGGUCCCCAGUCCUGUCGAGCGUCAGCGAGGCGCUGGCGGGCGUGGUCACCAUCCGCGCGUUUGGGGUGGAGGGCCCCCUCAGGGCGCGCCACGCGGCCCUGGUCAACGCCAACGCGGCCAUGUCGCUCGCAAACCAGGGGCUCAACAGGUGGCUGGGUGUGCGCCUGGAGACCCUGGGGGCGCUGUCCACCCUCAUGGCGGCGCUGGUGUCAGUGGAGCAGCUCGGCAGCGGCAGCGCCAGCGCCGCCGCGAUGGGGUUGCUCAUCUCGUACGCGCUGCAGGUGUUCGCCUUGGCUCGGGUGCUUCUGCCACAAGCGCCGCCCCUGGUGUGA